This is a messenger RNA of Bursaphelenchus okinawaensis, 3241 nucleotides long. The record is from the annotation of a GenBank genome assembly. Lineage: Eukaryota; Metazoa; Nematoda; Chromadorea; Rhabditida; Aphelenchoididae.
AUGGCGGAGAUGAAGCAUUUAAUAUGUCUUCUACUUGUUCUACAUUCUGGAUUCUCUGUAAGUUUUGAUUUUACCUUUAAUUUUCAUAUCUCAUGCAUAGUGUUGUUAGCAUAAGUAAUAUGCUUGAUUUUGUGAAACUAUGCUAAAAUUAAGCUUCUUGAACGAUUGAAUUGAUAAAGACACUCAAUUUACAGGCAGUAGACUGGUCUGAAUGCGACAAGACCAAGUAUUGUGAUCAGAACAACGAUUUCAAAGCGGCAUAUCGGCUGGAAGGUGAUAAGGUACUGGUAGAACUAUGGGCCAAAAAAGAUGACGAAAAUGACAAAUAUGUUGCUGUUGGAUUCUCUGAAGAUACUGGAAUGGUAUGUAAUAUUGCUUUACAUUUUUAUUUUUAAUUAUCCUUAAUUUUGGCGCUUAAAAAUUAGUUCUAUAGCUGAUGUGAUGGUUAAUAUCGCUUUUGUUUUUUUUUCAAUUUUGUAUAAAAUGAUCGUUAAUAUUUUUGUUUUUAUGAUCAUAUUGAACUAGUAUAAACUGAAAAUAAUGUUUUAGGGCAAUGAGCCAGUGCUAGCCUGUUUUGAAGAAGAUGGAAAGCCGGUUGUUUUAAACAGUUUUAACCCGGGUAAAAGCAAUGCUCCAGCUCCAGAAACUUCGGUACCCACUGCCAAGUUGUUGGAGUUUGUAUCAGAUGAAUCACAAAUCUACUGUAAAUUCGAACAGCCAAUUAGUCAAGGAUCUACCACACAGUACAUUCCAGAUCUGUCAAAACCAGUGUUUCUGCUGUUGGCCAAGGGACCUGUUAAUGGAAAACGUAGGUUAACGAAGACUUUUGGAAGGGUUUCACCUAAAAAAGACUGUUUAAAGACUGUACAAGAUUGAUGUUACUGUGAAAUUGAUUAAAAUUGGCUUUUUAGUCUUAAAAACGGGUUAAAAUCACGUUUAUUUAAGUUUAAAAUUAUAUUUUUUUGAACUAACUUUUAAUUUUUUAGAACUUAACUACCAUUCGAACAGAGAUACCCUUCCAAAUCAACAUAUUCUGACGAAACGGACCCCAGAUCAGGCUGAAACACCAGCUGAACAACCAAAGACCGAAGGCAACUCAAGUGAAGUUGCUAGUGCUGCUGGCGAUGCUGGAGAGAAGAAAGAAGAAGAAAAGAAGGAACCAGCACAAGAACCAGAGCUAAAAAGAGCUGACCAGGUUGGAUCCGGACCAUUUUCGCUCACUGCCAGCACUAAACAUGUCAUUCUGAGGUAUCACGGUAGGUUUUUGAGGAUUAUAUGUGUAUGAUUUUAUGGUUUAUAUGUGUUGUUUUAUGGUUUAUAUGUGGUUUUAUAAAUUUUCUGGAGUUUUUUCGUGGUUUUUAGCCAAAAAUUGGCAGUAGGUUCAUUGUGGAUAUUAUUCUGACUUUUGUCACUUCUAUUUAUAGUGGUAUACCUAAGUGAUAUUGAGUAAUGUUGGUUUCAGGAGUAGCAAUGUUAUUCGGCUGGUUUGGUUUCUUGUUCACUGGAGUCUUCGCGGCCCGGUUCUUGAGGCAUUUGUGGCCAAACACGACUGUCAGCGGGCUUAGAAUCUGGUUCCAUGUAAGUUUUAAAAUUUUUUUUUCUCUAGGCUUUCAUAUGCUUCUUCGUUUUCAUUUUUACCUCAAGCCGGCUCUGCCCGAAUUUUUACGUGCAAACGGGCCUGGCACACAAGACUCGUUAUCACCCUUAUUUAACAUGAGAUUCGUUUUUCAAUUUUCGCAAGUCAAAUCUUUUGUUACGGGACUUAAGUUGGUUCCCUGUUGCCUUGCAUUAAGUCACAGCCAGUGCCGGGCGAGGACUUUUGGUCUGGGGGCGGGGGUCAAAAAAAUCGGCAGUGGUAGCUACCCGAUUUUUUGCGAAAAUUUUUUUCCGAAAAUCCACAGGGGGACCACGUUCAACUUUUUUCGAAAAUUUUUUUCUGGGGGGUUUCCCCCCCCCCUUCCCCCAGCGUCCGGCCCUGGUCACAGCCCAGAUGUGCCGGCCGUGCCCUUCUAAAUUUUCUUCGGCUCAGUACGGGCCUAGACAUGAGGAACGGGUAGGGACGGGCGUUGCUUUUCAGGCCCGACCUGACCUAAAUUUUGCUCUAGCCUAGUGUACCUUCUUUCUGUUCUAGUAGCCACGACUUUUUUGGGGAUAAGUCAAUAAAUCUUUAUUAAUUAACUUAAAACAAACUGACAACGGACAUCGUAUUUUACAUGCUAAUAUAAAAUGAACAUUUUCAGAUCCAUCGAAUUCUCAACUUCCUCGGAGUUCUUCUGAUUGUUUUUGGAUCAGUGUUGGCAUUAAUUUCAAAGGACUUGACCUGGACCGGACCAUCGGUUAAUCAAGGAAGCGCCGAAAACUUGCAUCCUGGAGCUCUGCAUAGUAUUGUAGGUUUUUACUUUCAAAAUUUACGUUUUAAUUAGAAAAAGAGAAAGUUCAAUUGUUUUUUUACAUUUUUACGAAUUUUUAUUUAAAAAAUUGUUUUGAAGUGGCACAAUGUAAUUUCAAAUCGGCUAAAAUUAGGUUUUUGAUACCUAAAACAAUAUAUUGAUCUUUCAUGCCUAAAUUCCAUAAAAUUUUGCAGAUUGGUGCAAUUGGGGUACUCCUAGCCCUAGCCCAACCUUUUGGAGCGCUAGCCCGUUGCAGUCUCGACCAUCCAAAACGACCGGUAUUCAACUUCUUCCACCGCUCAUUCGGCCUACUGGCAGUUCUGUUGGCUGUGGCAGCGUCGAUCAUUGCCGUAUUUUACUUCAAAAGCCUCUGGAAGGACACAUUCUAUGCCAUUGUUGUCCUACUGGUAUUCCUAUUGGUGGGUGUGGCAGUCUGUGUCAUCCAAGAGAUGGUCAAGUACAGAGACGAGCAUGAACAACAAAGAAUCGUGGCCAUUGAAAUGAGAAAUCGAAGCAAACAGGCGGCUCCAUCGGAUAGUUACUACUUUAGGUAAGAGGUGGAAAGAAAGUUAUCGCAAAUGUUAUGUUUCAUAGACUUUUUGACCAAAUCAAAGUUUUUUUUGAAAGUGUAAACAAAGUUAUUGCGAGUUUAUGUAAAUUAGAUUAAGUCAAUUAAGAAAAAACUGUAAAGAAAGUUAUUGUAAUUUUCAAAAAAUUAAUUUUUUAUUUUCAGAGAACGUCAAGCACAUUCAGAUCGCCACAAAAAAGUUACAGUAUUCUUGUUUUUGGUAUUCGCCUUGGCCGGGUUUAUUGCCGCCACGAUAUUGACAUAUCUUAUCCUAGAUGCCUGA